AUGCCUUCUCACACUGUCACGGCAAAUGGAGGCAGUAGGAGGCCUGCAAGGUUGAUAGCACGUCUCAGACAGGCAUUCGUGAUCAACCCCGGUGAUAACGACAGACAAUUCCUACCAUGUGGAAAACUAAGAGAGUUAUGCGAUGAGCAGUCUGUCACCCAAGAGCUGGCCAGGGCCUUUCCUGAGCAUGAUGCUGCCUUUUGCCAACAACGCGCCAGGUGGAUCUGUCAUGGACAAGCUCAAGACAGAUCCAUCACGCCUCAGCCGUCCCUCAGAAUCUUCACUAUUGUUGUUCUCCUCGGCCAAGUCAGAUUGAUUGAGACAUUCCUACAACAUCAAUUCUGCGACAACGACCUUCCGUUAUUCAGUACGCCAAGGUUUACAGCACUUUACUCAUCACGGCAUCAACAAGCGCCUUACUUGAGCUUCCUCGACGAGGAUGACCCAUACCACAUCAUAAAGAGUUUCUUUCAUGAUCAAUGGUCUGUCCUAUCACCAUCUUUCACUCCUCCUACCGCUGGAGACACGCGUUGCGAUGUCCAUGACCUUCAUACACAUGCAAUAUUACCCAUCGAGGAGAUCUCCAAGAAGCAAUAUCCAGGCGGGUUUGGAUUGGUGGAAAAGGUCAAGAUACACAGGGAUCACAACGGUUUCAGACACGAGUACUUUGCCCUCAAGACUAUGCAUCCCAUGACACCCGACGAGAGAGACAAGUUCUUCCAGCAGGAACUUGACGCUUUCCAACAAGCUCGACCCGGUGGACAUAUCAUAGAAAUUUGCGCUGCCUUCAAAAAGGGAGAAAAACGUGGUUUUCUCUUCCCCUGGGCAGACGGAGGCACUCUCAAUCAUUUAUGGCUCAGGGCACCACACGAGAUCGUCAAAUCUGCAGGAGUCAAGUGGGCUGACUUCAGCCGAUGGAUUUGCCUACAGUGCUAUGGCAUCAUCCACGACCUCUUCGCAAUCCAUGAACCGUUCGUCAUGUCCGCCAAGAACGACGAGGACCUCUACGGAAUACACGGCGAUAUUAAGCCAGACAACGUCUUGUACUUCACCAAAGACGGCUCGCCGUUGGGAACACUCAAGGUCUCGGAUUUAGGUCUCAUGAAGUUUCACAGACUCAUCUCCCGCACCGCCCAUUCAAAGUCCAUGGGUUUCGCCUACCAGACGUACAGGGCGCCUGAGCACGACCUGAACAAGGUGAGGUCGAGGAAAAUCGAUAUCUGGGCGUUUGGCUGCCUAUUCGCCGAAUUUGGUACAUGGGCAUUGGGCGGACACAACGCGAUUGAACUAUUCAAGACCUAUCGCCUCGACGAGGACAAGGGCAACAUAGAUGAGAGCAAAGGAGAGUGGUCGGAGGACAACUUCUUCAUCUUGAAGACGACUCGAUUUUCGCAAAACAAGGUAGCCAAGCGAAAGAGUUCAGUAGAUGAGUGGUUUACAGUGCUUAUCAAAGACUUGGGCCCGGAUAUGGCAAACACCUUCUUCCCGGAAUUCCUCCGAUUCAUCCAGAACUCGAUGCUUGAUCCUGACCGGAAGCAUCGCGCAGACUGCAAAAUGGUAGAGUCCUUCCUCGGAAGACUCUUACGCAUACCCCCUGAAAGUCCUUAUUGGAACUUCCCUGGAACGCGGCCAUACCCAAAUGGCGGUGCCACCUGGACAAGUUCGACGGGAACCCCUACUUGGUAG
Molecule: messenger RNA, 1686 nt
Organism: Trichoderma reesei QM6a
Lineage: Eukaryota; Fungi; Ascomycota; Sordariomycetes; Hypocreales; Hypocreaceae
Exons: 3
Coding region: 1-1686 (561 amino acids)
Biological process (GO): peptidyl-serine phosphorylation; peptidyl-threonine phosphorylation
Molecular function (GO): protein serine/threonine kinase activity; ATP binding
Source: RefSeq, a predicted model, not a curated record